AUGUAGCCCAGGCUGGUCUCAAACUCCUGGCCUCAAGUGAUCCUCCCUCCUCGGCCUCCCAAAGUGCUGGGAUUACAGGCACCGAGAAGAGCUCGGAAAAGAGCAGAAGGCACUGCUAGCUCCAACGUCUUCUCCAUGUUUGAUCAGUCCCAGAUCCAGGAGUUUAAAGAGAGUCUGGCUCUGUCGCCCAGGCUGGAGUGCAAUGGCGUGAUCUCCGCUCACUGCAACCUCCACCUCACGGGUUCAAGCAAUUCUCCUGCCUCAGCCUCCCAAGCUUUCACCAUCAUGGACCAGAACCGCGAUGGCUUCAUCGACAAAGAGGACUUGAGGGACACCUUUGCCGCACUGGGCCGCAUCAAUGUCAAGAACGAGGAACUGGAGGCCAUGGUGAAGGAGGCCCCCGGACCCAUCAACUUCACGGUGUUCCUGACUAUGUUUGGGGAGAAGCUGAAGGGCACGGACCCAGAGGAGACCAUUCUCCAUGCCUUCAAAGUGUUCGACACUGAAGGAAAAGGUUUCGUCAAGGCCGAUGUCAUCAAAGAAAAACUUAUGACCCAGGCAGACCGCUUCAGUGAGGAGGAGGUCAAGCAGAUGUUUGCAGCGUUCCCCCCAGAUGUGUGCGGCAACCUGGACUACAGAAACCUGUGCUACGUCAUCACUCAUGGCGAAGAGAAGGAUUAG
This is a messenger RNA of Piliocolobus tephrosceles (Ugandan red Colobus), 681 nucleotides long. It is a transcript of the gene MYL10, whose product is annotated as myosin light chain 10. The record is from RefSeq and is a predicted model, not a curated record. Gene Ontology annotation, molecular function: calcium ion binding. NCBI's taxonomy places the organism in Eukaryota, Metazoa, Chordata, Mammalia, Primates, Cercopithecidae. The transcript has 8 exons.